Messenger RNA from Chelonoidis abingdonii (Abingdon island giant tortoise), 966 nucleotides. It is a transcript of the gene SERP2, whose product is annotated as stress associated endoplasmic reticulum protein family member 2. The record is from RefSeq and is a predicted model, not a curated record. Gene Ontology annotation, cellular component: endoplasmic reticulum. Lineage: Eukaryota; Metazoa; Chordata; Testudines; Testudinidae. Gene Ontology annotation, biological process: endoplasmic reticulum unfolded protein response.
GAACGCUGAGCCACAACCUUCAGCGGAUGCGCGACUCGUGCCCGGGCAGCUCCGUGCCCUGCACAGUGGAAGCAGGAUGCGCGUUCGCAGUCAGGGGGAAGCGGAGGCUGCAGACAGCCCUAGUAGUUACCGCCUGUGUUUAGGCAGCAGGGGGACCGGAAGAGUAGGAGGAAGCAGGAGAGGGUUUCCUGAGAUGAGAGAUUACUUCCGUCCAUCCAUCCUGCCAGCCACCCUCUCCUCAGUCUGCAGCCGGCUGGGGGUACUGAGGAGCCAGCACCGGGUCUUGGAGCAGUAGCAGCCACGCUUGCUCCAAGUCAGGGGCGUGUUCUUCAAGGGGUUGUUCUGUUGGCUCGUCACAAACCAGACCCAGAAGCCUCCGGAAUUUUUGAGCUCCCUAAAUCUCCACCCCAGAGCAAUGGUGGCCAAACAGCGGAUUCGGAUGGCUAACGAAAAGCACAGCAAAAACAUCACACAGAGAGGGAACGUAGCCAAAACCCUGAGGCCCCAAGAGGAGAAAUAUCCUGUAGGACCAUGGCUACUGGCACUGUUUGUUUUUGUUGUCUGUGGAUCAGCUAUCUUUCAGAUCAUUCAGAGUAUAAGGAUGGGCAUGUGAGGAGCUGCGUAGAUUUGACAUUGCCUUUAUCAUCCAACAUGGUGGACCAGAUACAAUUUUAGCCUGACAUAAAUGUGAAGAGCUCUUAUCUGAGAGUACCUGUGUGUUUCCUCUUGAAUGGGGCAGACCAAAUUACCUGUUGACCUGUCAUAUCGUUUGCGUAUGUGUUUUAACUGCCACAGCAGAAAAGGACAUUUUGCUUUUCUAUUGACUUAAUGAGUUAACCACAUUGGUUAGCUGUCAGUGCUGUUCAGUUGAUUUCCUUCUUCUUUUACCUAAUGUAUUUAUGUGUGAUCAUGUGAGUGCCUGUUUAUCUACUCUGUACAUUAUAAUUGUUUUAUGCUGGAACUUUG